This is a messenger RNA of Ceratina calcarata, 3282 nucleotides long. RefSeq lists its product as uncharacterized. The transcript has 11 exons. Gene Ontology annotation, cellular component: external side of plasma membrane; membrane raft. NCBI's taxonomy places the organism in Eukaryota, Metazoa, Arthropoda, Insecta, Hymenoptera, Apidae. Gene Ontology annotation, biological process: interleukin-15-mediated signaling pathway; positive regulation of ERK1 and ERK2 cascade; T cell activation. The coding region runs from base 759 to 3212 and encodes 817 amino acids. Gene Ontology annotation, molecular function: protein tyrosine kinase binding; MHC class II protein binding. The record is from RefSeq and is a predicted model, not a curated record.
GACAACGACAACGACGCCGACCGGCAACCAUCACCCGUCCUACCGCUUGCAGUUGUUGCAGUCAGCCACGGCGCUCACCGUAGAGCACGCGACUGUAUUCAAGCUCCGCAGGUGAUUCCCGGCUCCGAUACGCAUACGGAUCGGCCGAUUUUCCCGUUUCGCGCGCGUUACAACAGUGAGUCACAGGUGCCACGAAGCAGACCGGAUGGGUGAACAAUUGGAUUUCUCUCUUUCUCCUGUGCCGCUUGCACUCGCGCACGUAGCGCACAGUCGUUUGUCACCAGAUCGGAAUUAGGAAGAGGAGAUCGGCAUCGAUAGAUGAGAACUGUUCACCCAAGUGAAGGUACUCUUCGAACGAGGGAAAGUGACAUUUAGAGUGAAGAAGCAGAUAUCGUUAAAGUUACGCUAAAAAAAAUUUCUCAAAUCACGAGAAUUAAAAGGAACUACCACAAGACAGCGCAAACGCGAAGUUCGAAGAAUCGUAGAAAGUUUGUAACAUCUAAUUGUAAGAAGAAAAAAAGAAGUGCAGAGUGAUAGCCGAAGACGUUGUUACGUUGGAAGAGGGAAACGUUUACGUGGUCGUAAAAAGGUGACACGGAGGGGGUCUUACAUGCGUCAUCGUCGUGCGGGUACAAAUCGCACGCGACCAUACGCUCCGAAGACAGUACACGUGCGUAACGACGCGCUCGGUCGAUCCUGCGAGGUACCGGGUCUCGAUUCUCUUCCAAGGACGCGCGGUGAUAAAUGCGGUACCGGAGAUGACGACCUCCGUGUUCCCCAAAAUGUCCGUCCGGCUCCUCGUGCUGUGGUUUAUCGCGUGCAAUGGCGUACCCGUGCCGGAAGAGUCUGAUGGGGCCAGCACCACGGUUUUUUCCGUGGAUUCCGAAAUCGAAGGUCACCCGAUGGACGAUAUUUUGCCAGGAACGAAACCAUCGCCACCAAGUCCGGUGACAUUCGUGGAUGUUCCGGAACACAUAGAAACGGAACUCGGGUCCUCUGUGCUCCUCGCAUGCAGAACUGCUAAUCCUGUAGCUGAGUGCCAAUGGUCCUGGCAGUCCUUGCCGCCUGUUCACCUGCCGCUUCCGGAUAACAGUGAUAGCUCUAUUACCACCACCACGGUCUCGGUGAUUCAGACGACAACUACGCCGACUACCAAUCCAUUGCCUGUACGACAAUUUCCUGCCUUCGGGAACAAUAGCAACGACUGUUCCGUAAGAUUCUCGAGUACGAAACAUGAGCAGACCGGAUACUGGACCUGCGCCGCGAGAGCUUCCACGAAUGAUCCUUUCACUAGCUCAGAACCCGCUAAACUGAGCAUCGUCAAUGACCAACAUGGCCCAGCUAUCGUGUUCGCGAAGCUCGACAACGUGGUCGAGAUACCGGCAGGAUCUUCAGCGCAAAUAAUGUGCCAGAUGAAGUCACCCGUCCGUGAGUGUCAAUGGUCCUGGCGGCAAUUAAACCAAUCGCAACCGUGGAAUCUCGAAGUGAAGCGAUUCCCAGCUUUUGGCAACGACAGCACCGAUUGCAGUAUUAAGUUCAAGAAUGUGCUACCGGAGCAGGAAGGAUACUGGACCUGCGGCGCCAGAAUCGACCCAAAUUCUUCUUUCACACAAUCAAAUCCCAUUCGAUUUCUUAUUUCAGAAGUUGAAUUCGUGCAACUAUCUAAAGGAGUCCAAGUAGCAUCCGGCGAGUCGGUUCUCCUCAGGUGUUUGGUGAACAAACCGGUAGUUCAAUGCGAAUGGUCCUGGAGGGCCUCGAACUCGAGUCAAGAGCCUGUACUGUUCAAGAAAUUCAAUCCGAAUAAGGACGCUGACCAUGAUUGUUCAAUGAGGUUCAAGAACAUCCUGUAUGAGGAGGAAGGCCUCUGGACGUGCGGCGUUCGACUGUCUCCGGAUGGAAUGCUACACGAAGCGCCCCCCGCGACUGUUAGCCUUCUACCUACAGCCAAAGUUAACUUCGUUGAAAUGCCGAUGGACACUUCAGUGCCGAUUGGUACGGAGACCACGUUGAAGUGCGUAACUAGUAGCCGCGUGGAGAAGUGUACGUGGUCCUGGAAACCGCAAGAGACCGAGUCGGAGAUGAUCUUUCAGGAAUUUCCAAGUAACGGCGACCUUGGAAGAGAUUGUUCGCUCAUGUUGCCGCAUGUGGACGCCGAGAAACAGGGCCAGUGGACCUGUCAGGUGUCGAUCAGCUCCCUGAAUACUGUGCUCACCUCGCCGCCUAUCAAGCUCACCACAUUCGAGCAAGACGAAGUCAAGUUCUCGGAGUUGUCGAAAGAUAUCCAAAUAUCAGCUGGCGGAAGCGUGUUCCUUCAUUGCGUGACCUCCUCGGCCGUGGAACAGUGUCGAUGGUCCUUGACGCCGGUAAACUCGAAUACGACGGUGGUGGUGAAGCAAUUUCCGGCGGCCGGAAGCGAGGCCAGGGACUGCAGCGUCAGGCUGACGCACGCGCUCGCGGAACAGGAAGGCCUGUGGACCUGCGGCGCCAGGAUACGCGGCAGGGAAAAUUAUACAGAUGCGCCACCGGCGAAACUGAGCCUUCUGGAACCAGACCCAGUCAUUGUGGCAGUAUGGGCUUCGCCCCAUCAAAUGGUCACACUAUCAUGCAAAGUAGAGACUGUAGUAUCAAAAGUGCAGUGUCACUGGAUCCAUGCACCGAAGAUCCAUAUUUAUCAAAAUAUGACUAGAACGAAAAGACCUUUUGUUGGUUUCGUUAGGCACAAUUUACAGAUGGAUUACAGUACAGGGAUAUGUUCUUUGGAAUUUAAACCCGAUCAUUCGGAUCUAGGACCAUGGAUGUGUAAAUUCACAGUUCCUGGUGAUCACGCGGAAGUAGAGCUGGGAAGCGCGUCCGUAGUUCUAUUGAAUACUGUAGCUGAUGAGAAGUUGGGAUGGAUAGUGGGUGCUCUAACGGCCUUGAUUUUGUUUCUGAUGAUUAUUAUAGUCGUUUUAGUAGUAUGUAAAACACGUUUCUUCGUAAAAAAAUCAUCGCGUAUUUUAGAAACAAUUCCUUCGGAGAAGAAAAACACUUUAAAAUUAAGUAACGAGCGGUAUACUAGAAAUCCAUCGAAAUUGGAUUUACAAAAUCCUGAACAAGACAAUCAGAAUGUGGCAAGUAUUGAUAGCGUUCUUCCCCACAGAAGCCCACAUUUAUACGACCGCGUCGGUAAAAACCGAAAGUCAUCCAAAGAUUAUGAAAACAUUCGAGUAUAACUUUUAAGCUUAAAUCUAUAUAACACGAUUAAAAAUAAUUACUGUAAUAAAAUAAACUUCAAAAAACAUG